Messenger RNA from Durusdinium trenchii, 1177 nucleotides. Lineage: Eukaryota; Dinophyceae; Suessiales; Symbiodiniaceae. The record is from the annotation of a GenBank genome assembly.
GGCGUUUUUACCCGAUCAAACGGCGUUUUUACCCGAUAAAACGACGUUUUUACCCGUACCGCCUUUUUUAGCCCUUUUGUGUUGUCACAAAGCCUCUGUGUGCCCUGUGAGAUACAUAAUUCUGGAAAUUAAUGGAGCCUAUGCUGCAUCCUGCGCAGGUCAUGAUCCACCAUGGACAAAACCGCCAUUGAUUGGAUGGCUGUUCAUGCACAAGGGUCUCUUCCAAAAGAAUAGUUUGUUGAUUCUUGACCGCCCUUAAUUGUCUCUGCUCUUCGAGCCUUUUUGGGCCAGAUCUCUGCCUCAAGUGUUUGCUGUAGUGUCUUGUAGGCCAGGUCCCAUGACGAUGAACCCAUCUAUGAGCAGAGCUUGGUCAGGUAGCAGUCUUUUGGAGGCUGCAGGUGCAGUGCAAACUCACUAUGACAAGCUACUUAGCUCUUCGCUUUCCGAAGAGGAGAUGAAAGAACAACUUAGGGUCUUAGAACCCGAGUUGUCCGAAGCCCCGCCAGACCGUCCUGUGCCUUCGCCAGCCCGCAGCGGUGAGUGUGGCACACCUGCCACGCAAUACUACGAGCGUGCGGACACAGGGGAGUGCCAGGAAACCCCUGACACCGUGAAAGAUGGGGAUCAGUCUGACUCUGAUGUGGAGAUUGUAGGUGUGGAUAUCAUUUACACCAACCAGCAGGGACGUGCGUGCCCCUACAAUGAUUUGGAUUGGCCAGACAGACAGCCUGAUUCUCCUCACUCUCCUAUCGCAAGUACCUCCAAAGCUCUUUUUCCAAGUCCGAAAAAAUCUGCAACACCCGAAAAGUCGCAGAUGGCAAGCCCUGGGGGUGAGUACUUUGAGGAAUACAUCCCCGAUAUCAAAGAUAGAAGGGCUGGGCAGCCCAAACUUGGUCAGCAUACGCUUUCCAAGGCUGCUAUUCGUCAAAGGGCAAACCGUAUUUUUACCCGCAGGGCUGAUGGUUCACCGAAAGUAUCUGAAAAGAUCUUUGCUGAGUGGCAUCGGAAGGGUAAGGAAAGGACAACUUUGGAGAAUAUCUUCCGGCAAGUUGGUUACGAUCCUGAGACAUUCAUCAAUGAGGUGGAGAUUAUUCGUAGCGAACUUGAAAGUGCUGAGCUUGUCAUUGAAGGCCAAUUCGUAUCAGUUGCUACAAUGGAAGAGUGGGGACGGACAGAG